AUGAGUAAUUCCAACGAGAGGCGGUCUUGUAUAAACGGUGCAGUGCAGUGGUGUUUUUGUGUUUUCGCUUUGAUCAUAUGUGGAUAUAGUUUAGUAAAACAGCAGCGUUUGGAGAACCGUCUGCGACUUCUGGAAAUUAGAUACGAGAACUUGGAAAACGCUUUCAACUUCCCAGAGCCGAAAGAGGAGUUUUUGAAGCGUGCAACCAGGGAUGUCACGGACUGCGUCUGUCCUUCAGAGGCUGUAGGGCCGUGUGGCGGCGAGGUCGUUGACCCCGGACGGAUAUUAAAAAUGGGCCCUAAAUUGGUUCUCAGAUUUGUUAUCGACGGCAUAUUGCGUGUUUCCGCCGAACUUCCAAUUGGAGCCCAAUAA
Molecule: messenger RNA, 372 nt
Organism: Danaus chrysippus (African queen)
Lineage: Eukaryota; Metazoa; Arthropoda; Insecta; Lepidoptera; Nymphalidae
Source: the annotation of a GenBank genome assembly